AUGGUGCCCGCGGCAGUGCAUGAGAAGCAUGACCCUACGGACUCGUUCAUCCUCCAAUUUGAGCUGACGGGCGGCUUGCACGGGCCCCUCACCGGGGUGACUCUGGCUGUCAAAGACCUGUUCGACAUAAAGGGGUACCCCACCGCCUUUGGAAACCCCAAGUGGCUGGAGACGCACGCGGAGCCGGCCGCGGCCACGGCGCCGGCGGUGCAGGCGCUGCUGGAUGCCGGUGCCCUGAUUGUGGGCAAGACGCACAUGGACGAGCUGGCCUACUCACUAAAUGGCGAGAACUUCCAUUACGGCACCCCCGUCAACGCGGCGGCGCCUGGCAGGAUCCCUGGGGGCUCCUCUAGUGGCUCUGCGGUGGGGCAGCGGGGGGAGGGGGUCGCCGCGGGCUGA
Molecule: messenger RNA, 399 nt
Organism: Monoraphidium neglectum
Lineage: Eukaryota; Viridiplantae; Chlorophyta; Chlorophyceae; Sphaeropleales; Selenastraceae
Product: amidase
Exons: 5
Coding region: 1-399 (132 amino acids)
Source: RefSeq, a predicted model, not a curated record